Messenger RNA from Frankliniella occidentalis (western flower thrips), 1782 nucleotides. RefSeq names its product putative U5 small nuclear ribonucleoprotein 200 kDa helicase. The record is from RefSeq and is a predicted model, not a curated record. NCBI's taxonomy places the organism in Eukaryota, Metazoa, Arthropoda, Insecta, Thysanoptera, Thripidae. Gene Ontology annotation, molecular function: ATP binding; nucleic acid binding. Gene Ontology annotation, cellular component: nucleus.
UUUUUUAGUGUAUUUUCACUUUCUGGAGAGUUCCGAAACAUUAAUGUGAGGGAAGAAGAGAAACUUGAACUUCAGAAGCUCAUGGAAAGAGUCCCUAUUCCUAUCAAGGAAAGUAUGGAGGAACCAAGUGCAAAAAUUAAUGUGCUCCUUCAAGCUUACAUCUCCCAGUUGAAGUUGGAGGGAUUUGCCCUUAUGUCAGACAUGGUGUAUGUCACACAAUCUGCUGGCCGUCUCCUAAGAGCCAUUUUUGAAAUUGUUCUACACAGAGGCUGGGCUCAACUUGCAGACAAAACACUGUCUCUCUGCAAAAUGGUUGAUCGAAGAAUGUGGCAGUCCAUGUCACCUCUUAGGCAGUUCCGAAAAAUGCCAGAAGAAGUUGUGAAGAAAAUAGAAAAGAAAAAUUUCCCCUGGGAAAGACUUUAUGACUUGGGACCUAACGAAAUUGGUGAACUCAUCAGAGUACCUCGUCUGGGAAAAACAAUCCACAAGUACAUUCAUCAGUUCCCUAAGUUGGAGCUUUCAACUCAUAUCCAGCCCAUCACAAGGUCGACUCUGAGAGUGGAACUUACCAUAACUCCUGAUUUCCAGUGGGAUGAAAAGUUACAUGGGGCAUCUGAAGCAUUCUGGAUUCUUGUAGAAGAUGUUGAUUCAGAGGUUGUCCUUCAUCAUGAGUAUUUCCUCCUCAAAUCAAAGUUUGCUGCUGAUGAGCAUCUAGUCAAGUUCUUUGUCCCAGUGUUUGAGCCCUUACCCCCACAAUACUUCCUCCGUAUUGUGUCAGACCGCUGGAUUGGAGCCGAAACUCAACUCCCCGUGUCAUUCCGCCAUUUAAUACUUCCGGAGAAGAAUGUACCUCCCACUGAACUCCUUGACUUGCAACCUCUUCCAGUGUCUGCUUUGCGCACUCCAGAGUUGGAAGCUGUCUACCAAGAGAAAUUCAAGCAGUUCAACCCAAUCCAAACUCAGGUGUUCAAUGCAGUGUACAACAGUGAUGACAACAUUUUCAUUGGUGCUCCUACUGGUUCAGGCAAGACGACCAUUGCGGAGUUCGCCGUGCUCCGCAUGUUCCAGCAGCACCCGGAGGGCCGGUGCGUGUACGUGGUCGCCAAGGAGUCGCUGGCCGAGAUCGUGUUCGCCGACUGGCACAACAAGUUCGGGCUGACGCUGGGCAAGAAGGUGGUGAUGCUGACCGGCGAGACGGGCACGGACCUCAAGCUGCUGGCCAAGGGGCAGGUGAUCGUGGCCACGGCCGAGAAGUGGGACGUGCUGUCGCGGCGUUGGAAGCAGCGCAAGAACGUGCAGAACGUGCACCUGUUCGUGGUGGACGAGCUGCAGCUCAUCGGCGGCGAGGACGGCCCCGUGCUGGAGGUGGUGUGCUCGCGCAUGCGGUACAUCUCGUCGCAGAUCGAGCGCCAGAUCCGGAUCGUGGCGCUGUCCACGUCGCUCGCCGACUCCAGGGACGUGGCCCAGUGGCUCGGCUGCAGCUCCAACUGCACCUUCAACUUCCACCCCAGCGUGCGGCCGCUGCCGCUCGAGCUGCACAUCCAAGGGUUCAACGUGACGCACAACGCGUCGCGCAUCCUCGCCAUGGCCAAGCCCGUCUACAACUCCAUCGUCAAGCACAGCCCGGACAAGCCCGUGCUCGUGUUCGUGCCCAGCCGCAAGCAGGCGCGCCUCACGGCCAUCGACAUCCUCACGUAUGCCGCCGCCGAGAAGACCCCCAACCGAUUCUUCCACGCCGACGUGGACGACAUCCAGCCCUUCCUGGAGCGGAUGCAGGACAAG